AAGGUUCUGCUUGGGGAUCUGUGCUUUAAAGCAGUAGUUGGGAUUGUGUAAUGUGUUUAAUGUGAGCAGUGUGCUGAUGGGAAAUUCCGGAGCAAACGGCAGCCAGCCGAGCCACGCCCACAACAGGCGUGGCCACACAUACACAGUUUGUAUCCCCGGAAGGUCAUUUGGGCGCUUCAUUAAAGCAAAGGAUUUAAUGAAGUAUUAAAGGCGUGUGUGGAUCCCUGAGGGCAUUAAAGCUUUGAGUAGCUGGUAGAGUGUUAGUUUGUGUGCUUCACUGGCUGGAGUCUCCGUGUUUACUGGGAUUUAAAAUGAGUUCUCAGGGUUUGGAGAAGCUCCGGAUGACGGGUGCUGGGAAAGCCAUAGCCGUGCUGACCAGUGGAGGAGAUGCACAAGGUAUGAACGCCGCUGUCCGUGCCGUCACUCGGAUGGGGAUAUAUGUUGGAGCCAAGGUGUAUCUGAUUUAUGAGGGUUACCAGGGUCUGGUGGAUGGAGGAGACAAUAUCAAACUGGCUGACUGGCACAGCGUAACCAACAUCAUCCAGCUGGGUGGGACAGUGAUAGGCAGCGCUCGCUGUAAAGCCUUCACCACACGGGAAGGCCGUCUGGCUGCCGCCUUUAACCUUGUGAAACGUGGGAUCACCAACCUCUGUGUGUGUGGAGGUGACGGCAGCCUUACAGGCGCUAACAUCUUCCGAAAUGAGUGGAGCGGACUACUCGCCGAGCUGGAAGCCAAAGGCAGGAUCACUGCUGAGAGAGCAAAACAGUACAGCCACCUAAACAUCGUGGGUUUGGUGGGCUCCAUCGAUAACGACUUCUGUGGCACUGACAUGACCAUCGGAGCAGACUCAGCCCUCCAUCGCAUCAUAGAUAUCGUGGACGCCAUUACCACCACUGCUAUAAGCCAUCAGCGCACAUUUGUCCUGGAGGUAAUGGGACGACACUGUGGAUAUCUGGCUCUGGUGUCUGCGUUAGCAUCUGGAGCAGACUGGCUCUUUAUUCCUGAAGCUCCUCCAGAGGACAACUGGGAGGAGCUCAUGUGCGCUCGGCUUGGAGAGAGCCGUAGUAAGGGAUCCAGACUCAACGUCAUCAUCAUUGCUGAGGGAGCAAUCAACAGAAAAGGCGAACCCAUCUCUUCCAGCUACAUCAAAGAUCUUGUUGUAAAGCGGUUGGGUUAUGACACCAGGGUGACUGUUCUGGGUCACGUGCAGAGAGGAGGAACUCCUUCAGCCUUCGAUCGAGUACUAAGCAGUAAGUUGGGAAUGGAGGCAGUGGUGGCGCUGAUGGAGGCGACUCCUGAUACCGCCGCCUGUGUGAUCGGCCUGUCUGGUAACCGGUCGGUGAGGCUGCCUCUCAUGGAAGCGGUGGAAAUGACUAAAGCAGUACAGACGGCUAUGAAUGAGAAGAGGUUUGAGGAUGCCAUUCAGCUGCGUGGAAGGAGCUUCGCGAACAACUGGGGCAUUUACAAGUUACUGGCAUACCAGAAGCCUGCUCAAGUCACGAGCAACUUCUCAUUGGCCAUCCUGAACGUGGGUGCUCCAGCAGCUGGUAUGAAUGCAGCUGUGAGGUCUGCAGUGAGAGUGGCACUAGAAUCUGGCCACAAAGUCUACACUGUUGAUAAUGGAUUUGAGGGCCUCGCCAAUGGAGAGGUUAAAGAGAUGUCUUGGAGUAGUGUGGCUGGUUGGACUGGUCAAGGUGGCUCAGUUCUGGGGACUAAACGAACCCUACCCAGUACCUGCAUGGAAAAGUUGGUUGAAAAUCUUACCAAGUACAGCAUCCAGUCACUACUAGUAAUUGGAGGCUUUGAAGCUUAUGAAGGGGUACUGGAGUUGUAUGAUGCCAGGGGGCGCUACACAGAGCUGUGUAUUCCCAUGUGUAUCAUUCCUGCCACCAUCAGCAACAAUGUCCCUGGCACUGAAUUCAGUCUGGGUGCUGAUACUGCUGUCAACGCAGCUAUGGAGAGCUGUGAUAAGAUCAAACAGUCAGCUACAGGAACAAAGAGGAGGGUAUUUGUGGUGGAAACCAUGGGAGGAUAUUGUGGAUAUCUGGCAACCACAGCUGGCAUUGCUGUGGGAGCGGAUGCUGCAUAUAUAUUUGAGGAGCCUUUCGAUAUCCACGAUCUGCAGACGAAUGUUGAGCAUCUGACAGAGAAGAUGAAGAAGGAUAUCCAGAGGGGUCUGGUGCUGAGGAAUGAGAAAUGCCAUCCACAGUACACCACUGACUUCAUCCAUAACCUGUACACUGCUGAAGGAAAAGGAGUGUUUGACUGCAGGAUCAACGUGCUCGGACAUCUCCAACAGGGAGGUGCACCUUCACCUUUUGAUAGGAACUUUGGUACAAAGUUGGGUGUGAGGGCCGUGCAGUGGCUUACUGAGAAGAUGGCUGCCACGUACAGACAAGGUUCUGUGUUUGCUAACUCCCUGGAUACGGCGUGUGUGUUGGGCCUGAAUGGCAAAGUGCUCACGUUCAGCUCUGUGGCUGAGCUAAAGAAGCAGACUGACUUUGAGCACAGAAUGCCCAAAGAGCAAUGGUGGCUGAGUCUGCGGCUGCUGCUGAAGAUGCUGGCCAAAUACCAGACCAGCUUUGAUCAGUAUGUCACAGGAGAGAUUAGACAUGUGACCCUUCGUUCUCUCAGUCAAGACCCUGGGUUUUAGACAGUCACACACAUUACACUGAUGUACACCAGCGCACCUAUCUACACCAGCUACACUUUCUACUCAAGAAAGUUCAUAACUGCAGUCUGUGUCCAAACUGGAUUGCUUGGUUAUAGCUUCAGCAUGUUCAUUACUCUGCUGAUUCAUCUUCGGUGCCCCAUUAGACGCAGGGAACAACACUCCUGUUAAUGCAGUGUCUAAAUUAGCACUUUGUCAAAAAUUAUUUUUUUUUAAAUUUAAAGCCUAUAGAGUAGUACUACUGAUACAGUGUAUAAACUCUCAAGGGCUGUAUUCACAAAAAUCCUUCCAAUGAAUGUUCCCUAAGUGGCAGGAAGAGUUCCUAGACAAAUGAUUUAAUUUCAAUAGCAACUGACUGAUGAGUAGGGGUCGGUGUGGUGAAUUCCUAAAUGAAAUUACAUUGAAAUUGCUAUAUUAAAAAAAUGAUAAUGAAAGUUCUUUUUAAAAAUUAAUGUUAAAUACAUGAAAACAAAACUCUAAAUGUCAAAUACUUGCUCAGCUGAAUAGUCAGUCCAUAAGAGUGAUAUAUUGCAAAAUAACGAACCAAUAGUAUUUAAUUUUAUGUUCAUUUAACUAAAGUAUCUAAAGUAUUUAAACAGUUUUUGUAAUUAGCACCUUAUUCCCUAGAGGAACCACUGCUUCAUGGUUGGUCAGCAUUUGAAAGGAAAUUGUAUGAAUUUUCAAGACGUGCAAAAAGUUGUUUUACUGUUUGGGCAUUUCUUGGUCAUUUGUGAGUUGUGUUAUAUAUAUUUUUUUUACUAUGGCCAGUUUUACAUCUGUUCACGAUUUGGUCUUAGUGAUAUAGAAGUCCUCUGAACACUGUCUCAGGUUUAGGAGCUGCUUUUAACAUUAAAAGCUUUAAAAGAACAAUGAGGACCAAGGACAAAGCUAAAAACUUUGUAACAUACUUUUACACAAACAAACAAACAAACACAUUAUGUUGGUUCUAAAAAUGAAGAACCUUAAAAUUAGGACUAGCAUGUCCAUAUUAUGAGUUUGUCCUAAAUUACCAGUGAGGCCAAUUAAAGGUUUUUUUUUUGGUUUUUUUUUGUGAAUACAGCCCAUGACAUCUUAAACAGGACAAAAUGGUAUGAUUACAGAUUGCCAAAAAUGUAAUUAUUUUCAACUGUAAAUCCUACAGUAGUAUUGCUCUACCAGCAGCCUUCUCUGCUUUACACAGUGUUUUAUUAAAUUGCUUUACACUGGAACAUUAUGCAUCCAAAGUCUAAGCUUCUCAUACGUGAUUGUGUAAUUUUGUGCCUACGUAAUGUGAGGUGUAUUCAUUUAUGUGUAAAGUUAUUCACAAGCAUGUUAAGAGCAUUUACAAAGAACAUACUCACCAGUAUUGUUGUUCAUUAUGAGAUCUUGUUCUAUUCUAAACAUUUAGAUUACUGAUUUUACAGUUGGCAUGUACCAGAAAAAAAAAAAAAUCUAAACUGGCUUUCCAUCUGUUUUUGGAAAACACACUGUAACAUUCCACUGUAUAAAGUAAUGGAACAACAGAAACUUAAAUGUGAACUGAAAAUAUAUACAAGUAAUUAAACGAAAUGAAUUUC
Messenger RNA from Pangasianodon hypophthalmus (striped catfish), 4228 nucleotides. RefSeq names its product phosphofructokinase, liver a (gene pfkla). The record is from RefSeq and is a predicted model, not a curated record. NCBI's taxonomy places the organism in Eukaryota, Metazoa, Chordata, Actinopteri, Siluriformes, Pangasiidae. Gene Ontology annotation, cellular component: 6-phosphofructokinase complex; membrane; cytoplasm. Gene Ontology annotation, biological process: canonical glycolysis; fructose 6-phosphate metabolic process; fructose 1,6-bisphosphate metabolic process. Gene Ontology annotation, molecular function: AMP binding; identical protein binding; monosaccharide binding. The coding region runs from base 312 to 2654 and encodes 780 amino acids. The transcript has 22 exons.